GGAACUGAGGACUGACGAGGACUCGAGGAGUGAGGAUAACAAUUAGGAGUGCUAAACUGCUAAUAAGGAAGUUUCCAAGGAAAGAACACUAGAGUUUAAAAAAAACCAAAAAAAAAGAGAAGCUAAAACCAGGAGUAAUAAGUGAAAUUCCUUAUUAAUAAGAGCAAAUCAUUAUAUGUUUAUUAGGAUAUAAACACUAGAGCAUCUCCUUUUUUCUCUCAACAUAGCUUAAAUUUAUUGCUUGUCGUACCUGAAUCGUCAAUUUAAGGGGAAGUAAUAGCUAUGGAGCCAGUAGCCAUAUUUGUGGGAAUUUUUGGUCUUUUAACCUUUUUGAGUGGAGUAGCCAGCCUUGAUGAGAGAAAAAGAAUUCUCAAGGGUGAAACUGAAUCCCUAACUGCUAGGAGGCUUGACCUUCAUAGAGAAAUCUCUUCCUCUCCAGUUCGACGAAGCAAGAAGCGAAAGCGAAAUGAUGACCUUGGCCACUGGAUGGCUGAGAGUCAGAAGCUUCUGGAGGAAGCUACAGGCUUGUUAAGCCAAGUUGGAAGAUGGAGGUGUUUCUUUGGGGGUCCUAAGAUGAGAUGGGAUGGUUGCCAAUUGGUUUAUGCUAUGAAAGUCCAUCAGUUGAAGGGUGAUGCUCUCCUUAAACAGGCUUUAACUGAUGCCCAUGGCCUGUGUGGUGGCUAUCAUAUACCCGUCAAACCAUUAGUUGGCCGAAGUGCUUCUAUAACUUUGAACCAUCUUAAGCUCCGGCUGAAAGAUGAUUUGGUUGGAAGGAUUGCUAUUCAUGGUCCAAGAGGUAUUGGUAAGACCCAUUUGAUGAAGCACUUGCACAACUGCGCGCUACACAUGUUUGAUUAUGUUUUCUGGGUCCUUUCCCCUUGUGUAUUCACCAUUAAGAGUUUUCAAGAUGCUGUUGCUGCAGUUGUUAACUGUGAUCUUUCUAGAGUUGAUGAUGUGAGUAUAAGGGCUACGAAAUUGUCACAUACAUUUGCAAGUCUUGGCAGCAGGUUUGCACUUUUCUUAGAUGGUGUGCCAGAAGCUGGUUUCUCUCUGGACCAUGUAGGAAUUCCACUCCCUGCAGAAGGCAGCGGGUGCAAAUUGGUAUUAAGUACUAGCUCUACUUUGCUGUGCAGAAUGUUGGAUGGUUUUGAAGCCAUCAAAGUUGAACGCCUUCCAAGUGAAGAAGCAUACCAGCUGUUCAGGCUUGAAGCAAGGAUUGGUGAGGGCUCUGAACCCUCUCUUGGAGACAUGCCUAUGUUACUUGCAGAUUCAUGUUCUGGUGUUCCACAUGAGAUUGUACAGCUGGCUACUUCCAUGUGUGGCAAAGAUGACCCUUGUGAAUGGAGCUAUGCACUAUAUCAAUCGGGAUGUCUUGGGACAAAGAACAAACUUCCAAUAGUUCCCAAAGUUGGCCGUGAAAGUAAAAGGCUGAAGAUUGAUAUGGCUCUCUGCCGUUCUUCCCUGCCUCCAUAGGGAGUGAGUGAGACAUCUACUUCAGCUCAUAGGCCAGAUGUCCCAUAUAUCAGGAACCAUGUUUUGCUAGUGCUCUGAACUGGAUGCUCAAGGAGCUCAACAUCAAGAGAAUAACGAUAUUUUUCUGUUAAGUCCCCUUUUUUUAUAAUCAGUGAUGUUGUCAUGGUAAGCUAUAUAAUCACGGUAAGAGGACAACAAGCUCUGGUUGGGAAGGCAUCAGGGAAGUAUAUUUAUCAAUGUGGCAUCAGGGAAGGCUACUUAUAAAUCCCACCCAACAAUCUACAGUGUUUUAUGUAACUUGAAAUUUUUUAGACCUGAUUGGGCCUACCGAGCCUUGAAACUACUUUUUUUUCUUUAGGUGACAAUUGACAAGAACACACCAUUAGUUGUGAGUUGUGACCAAUUUUUUGGAGGGAUAAAGAGUAAAAGAAAAGGAACAGAUUCAGUUUCCCUCAUUUUGGAUAUAACAUGGAAGAGCUGAAGAGAAUUGGUAGGAUAUUGUAUUUAUUAUCCUUCAAGUAUAAACCAAGCCCCCUUUUUUUCUUUCCUUGCCUGUUGCCUCCACUACCUUCUCUCCAUGAUUGGGAUCUAAACAAAGUGUGAGCAACAAACUGGCAGAGUGGGCUUGGGGGUUGGUGGUUGGUGGUUAUCGUCGGAAGGGGGCCUCACAUAUUCUAAAUGCAUAUUUUAACUUAGAAGGUGAAGAAGGGGUCUUGUGAUUUGCUAAAUGAAUCACGAGUGUCAUUCUUAUAUGGGAUAAAGACCCUAGAGUUCACCUGCAACUUCCAAUAAAAGUUUGAAGCUGUUGAGAAUAGGUUAUGUCAUGUCUCCAUCUUCUGUAACUAUUGUUUGUUUUGAUUUCUGUUUUGUUUUCUUCCUUUCUUUCCUUGCAUAUCUGGUGCUGAACAAAUGUGAAUCUGGAUCAUCUAAAAUGUAUCCUGUGGUGUAUCUCGCACUUAGGUUCAACCAUCGAAACUAGUUGCUGCUGAUGCAAACAAGGAUACUUUUUUGCUUUGCUGGUUUCAGAUUUCCGGGUUGCCUGGAAUCAAUUUCGACAUGUUUCUGCACCAAAUGAUCAAUUCAUCAAUUGUACUUGGACUCAGUGGAGGAUGUUAGCUUCUGCCAGAGUAUGGCUUCAGCAACAAGUAUACAGAUAUGGGAAAAUGAUUUAGUUUCAAUAUUUUUUGCGCCCAAGCAGUCAUCUGUCUUCUACUUUUUGUAUGUACAGGGAUAUGGGAUGAUCAAAUUCCAUUGUUUAAUGAAUUUUAUAUUACUACA
Messenger RNA from Beta vulgaris subsp. vulgaris (sugar beet), 2751 nucleotides. Its product is annotated as probable disease resistance protein At1g52660. Bases 283 to 1473 code for a protein of 396 amino acids. The record is from RefSeq and is a predicted model, not a curated record. The transcript has 3 exons. Lineage: Eukaryota; Viridiplantae; Streptophyta; Magnoliopsida; Caryophyllales; Amaranthaceae. Gene Ontology annotation, molecular function: ADP binding.